GAAGAAGAAAGCACGCAGGCGCACACAGCCGGUCGUCUUCCGCUAAGCUAACCAAACAAGGAGAUGGCGAGCGCUCGCCCCAAAGUCGAGUCUUUUGUGUGGACCGACGACGAAGUGGAAUUACUUCUGCGAGUCACUUUGGAGUAUAAGAGCAACAAGUAUCAGGAGAAUGUGGACUGGGAGUCGUGUCCGUCCAAGUAUUCUGAUAUUAUGCUAGCUUUCCAGCAGCAGUACGUUACUGGGGACAUGGCCGCAGGGAAGGACUUCCCCCACGACCCCUGUAAUGUCAGCAAAUGCCAGAUUACGUCAAAACUGAAGGCUGUCCGGAACAAAUAUCGGCAUGCCGUUGUUUCUGGGCGCCGAAGAGGUCACGGACGGGUGGUGCUAAUAUUUUUUGAACUCUGCGAGGAAAUAUGGGGCCGGUCGCCAGCGAGCUGCGCCAUCCCAUCCGGUGUCGAAAGCGGGGAUAUACUGGAAGAUGAUUCCUCGACACCUUCUCCCGAUUCUCCGGCUUCCCUGGACUUCCCUCAGAGCAGCAUCAGAACCAGUCUUACUCCUGGCGUGGGCAGCCAUCGCAGACAUUUACUGCAGACGAAAGUCAACAACCACAGGAAGGACAGACUGAAGAGGAAGGCCCCCAUGGAGCCCGCUGUCCAAGAGGACCUUCUGCUGAAGAGGAGGAUGCUAGACCUCAUGGAGGAGUCGGAAAGGCGCAACAAUGAGAACAUGCGGCAGCUGAACUGUAACAUCGCUGCCAUCACAGACACCCUGAAGGACAGCUUGCAGCUGCUCAGAAGUAUGAUGCUGCAGGGCCCGCCUGCUGCCCCGACCUCGGCGCAGCCCCCCCACGUUGUAGAGGCAAAGCCGGAGGCUCCCCUGGUGAAAGAGGAGGCGCCAGACGCCCCCACGGUGAGAAAGAUGGGGAGGAGCCAGAGCCCCCCUGGCAUUAAAGAGGAAGAGGAGGAGGCCGACGUCUCUGCCUUCCGUUUGAUCCGUGUCCCCGUGAAGAGCGAGGAUCCGCAACUCUGACUGCCUGUUGCAAGGCCUGCGUGUGCACGUGAACAUGCACACGUGUGCCUAACCCUGGUGUCAUCCCAGCAUCCCAUCCACUGGGGGGGACUUCCCAUCACCAAUGGCGUGCUGGGUUGCACGCGAGGUUGCAGUGCGUCAACGUGCUUCAGUUCAACGUUUGCUGAAGCUGGAAUGAAGACCUCCACUUCAGCCUGACAAUCAUUGGAUGAUUUUAUUUGAUUGGUUUUAUACUAUUAUUCCUUUCUGGACAAAAAGUAUCAAUGAAACCUAAAGCGCACGUCCGUGCUCCAGUCUGACCAUUCCAAACCAAAACAGUCCAUACUGCAUCCCAAUAAACCAAAUUCAAUUCUUACCUGUGUCACCACGCCAAGCUACACUCGACACUGCACAUGCGUACAUGCGCACAUGCGUACAUGCGCCCAUGCGCACAUGCGCCCAUGCGUACAUGCGCCCAUGCGUACAUGCGCCCAUGCGUACAUGCGCCCAUGCGUACAUGCGCCCAUGCAUCCAUGCAUCCAUGCACCCUGCUGCUAAUGUAGCAAUAUCAGCCAGAAGAGUUUGGAGUUGGUGAAAUGCUAACAUCACCAACAUCAGAAUAUCUACUGUGAAUGAACACGUAAGGUCGGUAGAUCGCCUCAGGGAAUUCUGAAGCUUCUCGGCCAUUUUUUUUGUUUUUGUGAAUGAAGGACCAAACGUGUUUAACGAUGUAUAAAAAAACAGACAACCUUUACACACAGGCUUUACAGGCUCCGCAGUUGCUAUGACAACACUUGAGCUAAUUUAGCAUGCUGGCUGCUGGUGUACUGCGCAUGCGUUGGACGCCAUCUUGGCCUGUUGUCGGUAAUCUUGCAAGGAAAAGGUAACAGUUUUAACGGGUAGUUAACAGUUCUUACCGCGUUUGUUCCCACUUCCGUUGCUUUCAUGAAAAAUGUUAAUUACCGUCAGCCUUAUCUACUCUUAUCUACCCUUAUCUACCCUUAUCUACCCUUAUCUACUCUUAUCUACCCUUAUCUACUCUUAUCUACCCUUAUCUACUAGUCUACUCUAGUCCAGCCUAGUCUACUCCAGACUAGUCUACUCCAGUCCAGUCUACUCUCGAGUACAGUCUAGUCCAGUCCAAUCUAGUUAGGUCCAAUUUGGUCUACUCCAGUCCAGCUCCCUGGGUCUUUGUUGGUUACCUGUGUGUAAUAUACCUGGAUUACACCUGGUAUACACCUGGCUUUUGCCAGAGGGUUACAGAAUGUUUGGUGGUAUUUUACACAUGAGAAAAUGCAGCGUUCAUAUCACUGGCAUCUUUGUUUUGCCAUGGAGGAUGGAUCCGACUCCACCCACAAACACUAACCAGACAAUUCCAUCCAGCGGUGUCGUUUGGUUUUACAGUAUGUCCUUUUUCAAUGGUAUCGUCUAUGGCAGAUAUUUACACCUCACGUACUUCAUAGCGAGCACACAACCUCACCCUCCUGGCAAAGCUUUCAGCAUGGGCAAUCUGCAGAGACACACUGCAGGAAAUGACCUUUGACCUCACCCUACAAGGCCAAAGGUCACUUUAGUACAUUUCAUUUAAGCCUAUUUCAUUUCCCCUUCUUGCUCUCCCGCUACGAUAAGGAUAAGACUCUUACUAGAUGUACUAGAUUAGAUUAGUAUUCGAUAUACUGUACGUACAGUAUAUGAUACACAAUAGCAUUGGAUGGACAAUACGUCACAUAGAAUAGAAGAGCAGGGCCCCCAGCAAUAUCCAUCCUCCUCAAUUCCCCUUGGGGAGUCUCAGACCAUCCUACAUAGCUUGGUAGUCUCAGACCAUCCUACAUAGCUUGGUAGUCUCAGACCAUCCUACAUAGCUUGGUAGUCUCAGACCAUCUUACAUAGCUUGGUAGUCUCAGACCAUCCUACAUAGCUUGGUAGUCUCAGACCAUCCUACAUAGCUUGGUAGUCUCAGACCAUCUUACAUAGCUUGGUAGUCUCAGACCAUCUUACAUAGCUUGGUAGUCUCAGACCAUCUUACAUAGCUUGGUAGUCUCAGACCAUCUUACAUAGCUUGGUAGUCUCAGACCAUCCUACAUAGCUUGGUAGCCUCAGACCAUCCUACAUAGCUUGGUAGUCUCAGACCAUCCUACAUAGCUUGGUAGUCUCAGACCAUCUUACAUAGCUUGGUAGUCUCAGACCAUCUUACAUAGCCUUCGCUUCAACUAAACAUUUAAUACUGCAUUGUUAAUACUUCAUUAUUAACAGUUAAUACAGCGUUAUUAAUACUGCGUUAUUAAACAGUUAAUAUUCUUAUGGGCUACUUGUAAUUUCUGACUGGAUGGAUGACUUGGCCAAAGAUGUAUUUCUGUACUCUACUUGGAGGCACUGAUUGACUGAUAUGAUGCAAUGUAUGAUAUCAACACUCUAGUCACAUGUCACACACUAAUGAUGUUGAAAUUCACACUAAUAUUGUUCAAUGAAGUUAUGCUAAAUCUUUUCAUGGGCGUCUCUCUGCUGUCAAAUCUCUAACUGCCUGAUUGGCACAUGUCACUCGAUGACUGAAACAUCACUCAAAGCUGUUUUUUAUCCGACAGCAAGACUCAUCACACGGGAGAGAAACCAGGCUGCGAUAUGUACAAGUCAAGGGUGUAAUGACGCCUUCUCGCCUGCGGGUGGCAGUAGUGCUGGAGUGUGGUUGCCGCGUCUCAUCUGCCGGAAAUAGGAAACAAUGCGACGGCGACGCAUGAGUCACACCGUGGACCGUUAACUUUGUUUUAUGGCAUUGCGUUAACUCCAGUUGACUUAAGUCUGUUCGCAUGUCCGCCGUGUGACAGGCCGCUCUUUUAAACGUUUAUCCUUCGUGUCGGGAACCUUCUGUCCGUCAGCUUUGACGCUUCUGUGGCUAGCUUAGCUCUGUCUCUUAGCUAGCUUAGCUCUUAGUUCUGCCAGCUGCUAACAAAGACUGGCGAAAUUUAGCAACACGUCGCUAAGCAGAGAUCGAGCGUGAGUGUUUAGUGUCGGGAUCGUGUGAAAAUGUGUCAAGUCCAAAUGCUGAGAGCGUUGGUGAAUCAGCGACUAACUGCGGCUGUUGAAGAAAUAUUUGUAGUGUUGGAAAGAACCAUAGCAGAGUACGAGGAGGAACUUUCUCGAACAAAAGAGGAGAACGAGCGACAACGUCAACGUUUUGACGCUGCUUUCAGGAAGCAUCGAGUUGUGCGACACGGAGCAGACGCCAGCGAAGAGCAUCUUUGGCAGCGCCUCCACUGUAAAGAGGAAGAGGAGGAGCACAGCAUCAGUCAGGUGAUCGGUGCUCCUGUGAAGAGUGAAGAUGAUGAAGACGACGGUGAAGGUGAGGAGAAGAGAGAGGCGGAGCCUCCAAGCAGCAGCUCAACUCAACACAUAACAGAAGCUGAUGGAGACCACUGUGGAGGAUCACCAGCAGACAAGCUCUUAGCUCCACUAUCAGAUAGUGAGCACACGACGUCACACUCUCCUGACACUGAUGAUGAUGAUGAUGAAGACUCUACAGCUGAUAUGACAUGUCACCCUGACAACACACGCUUUAAAUGCCACCAGUGUGACAAGAGCUUCCACUACCGUCGUAGUCUGAAGAGACACAUGAGACUUCACACUGGAGAGAACCCCUCAGCUUGCUCAGUCUGUAAGAGAAGAUUCUCGUGGGGUUACUUGAAGAUUCAUAUGAGAAGACACACCGGGGAAAAACCUUUUACCUGUUCCAUCUGCCACAAAAGCUUUUGUCAAAGAUCAACAUUAAUAAGACACAUGAGAAUCCACACGGGAGAGAAAGUGUUGAGCUGCAGUGUGUGUGCUGAGAGGUUCUCCUACAAGUACCAGCUGAUGAAUCACAAGUGUGCCGCUGAGAACAACAGCAGUAAAUGAAGCCGCGCCACUUCAACUCGGCUGUCACAUAGAAUCGUUUGCAGCACAAUCUUGUUCAUGUUUCCUCCGUUUAAAUGUCAUGAAAAUAAAGAGCUGUCACACAC
This is a messenger RNA of Doryrhamphus excisus (bluestripe pipefish), 5000 nucleotides long. The record is from RefSeq and is a predicted model, not a curated record. Lineage: Eukaryota; Metazoa; Chordata; Actinopteri; Syngnathiformes; Syngnathidae.